UCACCGCCAAUCUCUUGGCAUCCGUUUCCGGUUGGGAGGUUCCCGCGCAAACGAGCGCGGCCGAAAUAUCAGAGUAGCGCGUAACCUCGUUUGUCGGCGCGGAGCCUCGUAGCGACGCAACCUCAUUCGCCGUUGAGAUCUCGUACCGGUUGGUCGGUCGCUUUGCAAGAUCCCUCAGUUUUCGUAAACCCCUUUCGUUUGGAAGAUGUCUGGACGCGGCAAAGGAGGCAAGACCAAGGGGAAGGCGAAGACCCGGAGCAGCAGAGCAGGUCUGCAGUUCCCUGUCGGCAGGAUCCAUCGUCUCCUGAGGAAGGGGAACUAUGCCGAGCGCGUCGGAGCCGGAGCACCUGUAUACCUCGCGGCCGUUAUGGAAUAUCUGGCUGCUGAGGUGCUCGAGCUCGCUGGAAACGCUGCCAGGGACAAUAAGAAAACGAGGAUAAUCCCACGUCACUUGCAGUUGGCCAUUCGCAAUGACGAGGAGUUGAAUAAACUUCUCUCUGGUGUUACCAUUGCUCAAGGUGGUGUCUUGCCGAAUAUUCAGGCAGUUUUGUUACCUAAGAAGACGGGUACUGGGGGUGGUUCCGGAAAGGGUGACAAGGGAUCCCAGGAAUACUAAACUACGGCUUUUAUCCUUGAUUUUUGGCCAUGCCGAAGCUCAAUUGUUCUUGAGAAUCUAAUAAACAAUAAGUUAACAUGAUCAUAUGUAUCGACGUUAGAUGUUCUCAAGCAGCGAAUCAUUAAAAAUUUGUAAUGAAGUAACACAAGGUGAUGCUAUACAUUUACAUACCGUUAAGUUGUAGCUCUGUUUCAUUUUUAUAUUUAUGGUUCGAAUCCACUAUUAUAUAGUUGCGAAACUAUUAUAUGGUUGAGAGGUUUCAUUUAGCAAAUAUACAUGCCACUCAAAGGGAUAAAUAAAUUACAAGUUUGACAUUAUUACAAGUAGCUUAACAUUUUCCUGAAAAAAUAUUAUAUAGGAAUUCUGUCUCGCUUUGAAGUCCAAAUUACGGUUUCAUCCUACUAUAUCUAAUAGACUUAAUUUACUAUAAGAUAAAAACAUUAUCAACAAACUGUAAAAUCUAUUUAAAACUUCAUGUUUAAUGUUUUGUAUUUACAAUGUUUCAUAUCUUUUUGCGUAAACAUUAGUCUAUAUAUCCAUGUUUUUAUGUAAGGAUCAAUGUUUCUUUUGCUUUAUGUAAACGAAUAUUUAAAGGGAAAGAAUAAACAAGUUUCACAUUACUA
Messenger RNA from Orussus abietinus, 1239 nucleotides. RefSeq names its product histone H2A. The transcript is spliced from 3 exons. Lineage: Eukaryota; Metazoa; Arthropoda; Insecta; Hymenoptera; Orussidae. Gene Ontology annotation, cellular component: nucleosome. Gene Ontology annotation, molecular function: structural constituent of chromatin; DNA binding; protein heterodimerization activity. The record is from RefSeq and is a predicted model, not a curated record. Bases 206 to 616 code for a protein of 136 amino acids.